Molecule: messenger RNA, 25280 nt
Organism: Homo sapiens (human)
Lineage: Eukaryota; Metazoa; Chordata; Mammalia; Primates; Hominidae
Gene: PTCHD4
Product: patched domain containing 4
Exons: 5
Coding region: 1119-3650 (843 amino acids)
Cellular component (GO): membrane
Source: RefSeq, marked validated
AGUGAGAAGUCUGGCCAUCGGUAGAGGGAUGCAGCCACUACCAACCACAGUAUGGCAGAGAAGUAGCAGAGAAGAAAUAAAAGAAAUCCCCUCUCACUCUCCAAUUCUGUUGUUGCCUCCAUGCGCCAAUCCAAACCGAAAGCCAGAAGGCAAAACUACCUGGUGUGUCUGGAAGUGUCUGUUUCUGGAAUUCCACUCACAGGGGAAAAUUAGCCUGAACCAGAUGGCUUGAAACAGUCCUCAUGGGUGAGGGGUGGAAGGAGACACUGGAAAAGGGGACUGAAAUCAGCUUUAGGAACUUUCUGUCCUUUAAUCUCAAGAAUACAGAAAGUGAAUGUAACAUGUUAUGAGAAACCUCAUAUUGCCUGUAGAUCUUCACUUUCAAUACACACACACGCACACGCACACGCACACAGGCUACUGCUAUUGGCAAAUGCCUCCUCUCCAGCCAUCAGAGGAAAGAAGCUAUCCAGACGGUCCCAACGCACCAGGGAUAGAUGGAGUCUCCGCAGCCCUCAGCUGCAGCGGACUGGUCUGUGGAAUCACAGCGAGGAAGGUGUUGCGAGGAAAUCCCUUGCAUGCUGUGUGGUGUGUUAAAAAUGCAGCAUCAUCCUCUCUGCUCCUUUUCUUCGCUGAAAAGCAGAAUUCGAGGGCACAGGGAAACUGGAGGGGCGAGAAGGCUGUCUCCUGGAGCCCUGGGGCUGUCUCCCUCCAUGCCCCACUCCUUGGGCUCUAAUUGCCCUUGCUCCAAUGGGCCAGCAGCACCUUCACCAUUUAUUUCCUCUUCAAUUCACUCCAGCGGGGAGGGAAGAGGGAACACAAAACUCUAAAAAUAACUGUCAGCAUCUUAAAAAAAGAAAAAAGCUUAUCUGCCCCCCCACCCCCAACGUGCUCCCGCCCUUCUCCCUCCUCUCCCCCCCUCAGCCCCCCCCCCCUUUAUGGGGCACAUGUCUGCUUCUUACAACACCGAGGCACAUGGUUCCAGUUAGGCACCGAACCCCACCAAGACAGAGAGGAAAUCCACAUCUGUGGGACGCUCCACACGGAACCACCUCCAGCGAGGGAGGCCAGGGGACUGCAGCACCGAGAUGAAGGGCUAGACCGAGGGAACGCUGCUCAUGCGACGGCCGGGAGCGCCUGCGAGCUGGAUCUGGUGGAGGAUGCUGCGGCAGGUGCUUCGCAGAGGGCUCCAGUCGUUCUGCCACAGGCUGGGUUUGUGCGUGAGCCGGCACCCGGUCUUUUUCCUCACCGUGCCCGCAGUCCUGACAAUCACCUUCGGCCUCAGCGCGCUCAACCGCUUCCAGCCCGAGGGCGACCUGGAGCGCCUGGUCGCUCCCAGCCACAGCCUGGCCAAGAUCGAGCGCAGCCUGGCCAGCAGCCUUUUCCCCCUGGACCAGUCCAAAAGCCAGCUCUAUUCGGACUUACACACCCCUGGGAGGUAUGGCAGGGUGAUCCUCCUCUCCCCAACCGGGGACAAUAUUUUGCUCCAGGCUGAGGGGAUCCUGCAGACCCACCGAGCCGUGCUGGAAAUGAAGGAUGGGAGGAACAGUUUUAUUGGACACCAACUGGGCGGGGUAGUGGAAGUGCCAAACAGCAAAGAUCAGCGGGUCAAGUCAGCCAGAGCCAUUCAAAUCACCUACUACCUCCAGACCUAUGGCUCUGCCACCCAAGACCUCAUAGGGGAGAAGUGGGAGAAUGAGUUCUGUAAGCUUAUAAGGAAGCUCCAGGAGGAGCAUCAAGAACUCCAGCUCUACUCUUUAGCAUCCUUUAGCCUCUGGAGGGACUUUCAUAAGACCAGCAUCCUGGCCAGAAGCAAGGUCCUGGUGAGCCUCGUGCUGAUCCUGACCACAGCCACCCUCUCCAGCUCCAUGAAGGACUGCUUGCGCAGUAAGCCCUUCCUGGGCCUCCUGGGGGUGCUCACAGUAUGCAUCUCCAUCAUCACAGCAGCAGGGAUCUUCUUCAUCACCGAUGGAAAGUACAACUCCACCCUGCUGGGAAUCCCGUUCUUCGCCAUGGGUCAUGGAACUAAAGGAGUGUUUGAGCUUCUGUCCGGAUGGCGGAGAACCAAAGAGAACUUGCCCUUCAAAGACAGGAUAGCAGAUGCCUAUUCUGAUGUGAUGGUCACCUAUACCAUGACCAGCUCCCUGUACUUCAUCACUUUUGGCAUGGGUGCCAGCCCAUUCACAAACAUAGAGGCUGUGAAGGUCUUCUGUCAAAACAUGUGUGUCUCUAUUCUGUUGAACUACUUCUACAUUUUCUCCUUCUUUGGCUCCUGUCUGGUCUUUGCUGGCCAACUAGAGCAAAACCGCUACCACAGCAUCUUUUGCUGUAAGAUCCCUUCUGCAGAAUACCUGGAUCGCAAACCUGUGUGGUUCCAGACAGUGAUGAGUGAUGGGCAUCAACAGACGUCCCAUCAUGAGACGAACCCCUACCAGCACCACUUCAUUCAGCACUUCCUCCGUGAACAUUAUAAUGAAUGGAUUACCAAUAUAUAUGUGAAGCCAUUUGUUGUCAUCCUCUAUCUCAUUUAUGCCUCCUUCUCCUUCAUGGGGUGCUUACAGAUCAGUGACGGAGCCAACAUCAUCAAUCUACUAGCCAGUGAUUCGCCAAGUGUUUCCUAUGCCAUGGUUCAGCAGAAAUAUUUCAGCAACUAUAGCCCUGUGAUAGGAUUCUACGUCUAUGAGCCCCUAGAGUACUGGAACAGCAGCGUCCAGGAUGACCUAAGAAGACUCUGUAGUGGAUUCACUGCAGUGUCCUGGGUGGAGCAGUACUACCAGUUCCUGAAAGUCAGCAACGUCAGUGCCAAUAACAAAAGUGACUUCAUCAGUGUCCUGCAAAGCUCAUUUUUAAAAAAGCCAGAAUUCCAGCAUUUUCGAAAUGAUAUCAUCUUCUCCAAGGCAGGGGAUGAAAGCAAUAUCAUUGCUUCUCGCUUGUAUCUGGUGGCCAGGACUAGCAGAGACAAGCAGAAAGAAAUCACAGAAGUGUUGGAAAAGCUGAGGCCCCUAUCCCUCUCAAAGAGCAUCCGAUUCAUCGUGUUCAACCCCUCCUUUGUCUUCAUGGACCAUUACAGCUUGUCUGUCACAGUGCCUGUUCUGAUUGCAGGCUUUGGUGUUCUCCUGGUGUUAAUCCUGACUUUUUUCCUAGUGAUCCACCCUCUGGGAAACUUCUGGCUAAUUCUUAGCGUCACCUCAAUUGAGCUGGGCGUUCUGGGCUUAAUGACAUUAUGGAACGUCGACAUGGAUUGCAUUUCUAUCUUGUGCCUUAUCUACACCUUGAAUUUCGCCAUUGACCACUGUGCACCACUGCUUUUCACAUUUGUAUUAGCAACUGAGCACACCCGAACACAAUGUAUAAAAAGCUCCUUGCAAGACCAUGGGACAGCCAUUUUGCAAAAUGUUACUUCUUUUCUUAUUGGGUUAGUCCCCCUUCUAUUUGUGCCUUCGAACCUGACCUUCACACUGUUCAAAUGCUUGCUGCUCACUGGGGGUUGCACACUUCUGCACUGUUUUGUUAUUUUACCUGUGUUCCUAACGUUUUUCCCCCCUUCCAAAAAGCACCACAAGAAAAAGAAACGUGCCAAGCGAAAGGAGAGAGAGGAAAUUGAAUGCAUAGAAAUUCAAGAGAACCCGGAUCACGUCACCACAGUAUGAGGGGUAUAGACCAGUGGAUUAUUUUUCUUUUCCAGUAUUGCACAAUGAUGCAGGGCAAGUAAAGCUCAGACCUCAGCUGCUUGGGCUGGCCAGGGGUAACAAGGCAAGUCAGAUCAAGAGUGCAUUAUUCAUGACACUUCAAGGUGCCUGCUUCUUGGGGGGAAGAGGGAAUAAAAAAAGAGGAAAAAGUUAUUUGCAACCUUGUUCUCCUCUAAAAACAAGUUUCUGGAUGUAAUCUGAGAGCUCUUCCAAGGAAUGGAUGAAUCAAUGGAGUGUUAAGAUAGAAGGCCAAAAUAACCAGCUUCUUUUAAAAAUAAAAUGCUUAGGAGUGAUGGAGAAGCAAGGAAAGGUGUCCUUCAAAUAGGGGGAAAGACAUGGGAAAUGUGCCAUGGCACUUUUCAUGCUUGUUUUUUGAACAGGUUGGUCAAAGGAAACCUAUGCACUUGGGAAGUACAUAUUUAAUACUGUCUAAACCAAAGGACUUCCCAAUCCAUUUUAUGUGUACAUAUAUAUGUAUAUAUCCCGUAUAUACAUAUACUUAGUUUUGUCUUUAGGGUACAUUGACGUUUAUGUGGAGGGAGCUGUCCAUUUGAAGAUAGGCUGGCUUUUCCCUAGAAAGUCAAAUCAACCUUAGCCAAAUUUAUAGAUUCAUUAAUAGCCGUUCUAAAUCAACCCAAGUGUCUCAGCAGUCAGUGUGUCAUUCAACUGUGGGAUGAGCAAAAUAAACAGAGAUGUGAGUUCAUUAGAUUAUGCAUAUCAUGUCAGCAGUCAUCUAGACUUUUGCUUUGGAUGACUUCACAAGAAAACACAAAAGGCAUUUGAAUUAAUUACCACAUGGACAAGGUUUACUGUUUCAUAUUAGAAAUAAACAGUUGAUAUGGAUUUUCGUUGGCUUUUACUGUAUUUGGAAGACUGAUAUGGCUGCUUUCAGUGAGCUCACCCAAUUGCAAAUGAGCGCUUUACACAGAUUAUCCAUACAUGAGUCUAAGGGUGCACAAGUAUGUGUAUGUGAGUUGGGGUACUCCAUAGUUACACCGUUCUUAUUUUAGAUAGGGAAAAUAACUGUCAUGGAAUAUAGAUAAUUAACAUAGGAGAAAGGAGACAUAACUAGGAAACUCGUAGAGUGAAAUAGAAUAAAAUGGACCAUACCCACUCAUCACAUGCCAUCUACUAGUUCUUAGCAUAAGGAAACUAUUCUAAUCCUAUAAACUCUAGUGUAUUCCUUGCAUUAGUAUUUGGAACAUAACCCAGGCCAUGAUCACUAUAGUAGUGUUCACUACACCUACUGCAGUACCAUUUGUAGCUUCUCACAAUAGUGUUGCUCUUGUUACCUGGAAAGUGCUCCUCGGUUGGCCCACCUCCUAGGGUGAUCGCAGCUCUCCACAGGUGGGAUAUUAACUAUAACUGCUGCUGAAUUCUUUCUCAAACAAAAGUACUGAGGUAAAUGUUUUCAUUAAGUUAAAGUUUAAAACUACUCCCAAGCACCUGUUGGGUGCUUACUUGGACUAUUGCUGUGCCUCCUGUCACAGGAAAUUACUAGAAAAUGCCUUUUCCCAUGCCAAGCAGUAACAUAAUUUAUUUCCAGGUAGGACAGAAUAAAUGUCCGAUGAUUAUAAAAUCUGCUAGUAAGCUCUUUUACCUAGAAGAAAGCUACUACUUCCCAUCAACUUUGGUUCUAUGUUUUAAUCAAAUUAAUAAUACCUAAAAUAACAAAACUCCUUGACUCAAUUAUGUUCAGAAAAAAGGUACAAACCAUUCCAUUCUCGUUAUAGUCUCUGGAAAUGAAGUUGAUAGACUAAUGAAGUAACAAAACAAGUAUACUUAGACAUAUAACUUUCCAGAAUAUAAAGGGGAAAGGGAACAGACCCUAAAAUGAAAACAUUUAAGUAAUAUUUCAUUUAUUAAAUGGAGUUUGUUUUGUUUUACCUUGAGGUAAUUGGGUUUCAACAGGAAAUGAUCUAUGUCUUCUCCAUUGUGUCAGUUUCAGUGCAAUAUCUAUAGAUUUGAGUGGGGAAAAUUAUUGCCCAUAAUCAUAGGGUUAUUGUUUUUACAUUAUUUGUAAAGUCAUGUCACAAAUACUCCUAGCCUUUUGCCUCAUGAACUGCUGUACUAGAAUGAACUGGUAUUUGGUACGAGUAGCCUCCAGACCAUGAUCUCAUAUCUGAAGUAGAAGUUUCAGAGGAGGUUUUUGGUUGGGUUUUGAUUUUUUGUUUGGGUGGGAGUUUUGUAGUGGGGGUGCAGGGAGGAGGAGAAUUCCUCUUACAGAUUACCCAUCAUUUGUAAAGAUUUGAUAUGGAAGAUUUUUAUCUCCCAUAUCAAAAUAUGGGAGAUAAUCACUGAGAAAGUUAAUUAACUAUCACUCCUUUUCUUCCCAUUGUGUGCCAUGCUCCACUCAUUCACCUAUUUUUUAAAAGAUUGGCUAUUGGGGUUGGUUUUUUCUUGGUUCCUAUAGACCAUUCUGCAUGCAAAGAAGAAUGGCAGGCUGAUUUACAGGGAAAGAAUCAAGCAUGCCAGUUGUCAAAAGCACAUGGAGGAAAUGGUAUACACUGCCAAAUGACCAGGGCAGAUCUAAUAUUAUGUCUCCAUCCAGAUAGUCUCUGUUUAGAUAGGGAAAAACAGUUCUUUUUUAGUUUAUGUCUUCAAGGAUCAAAGUGUCUAAGAUAAAUAUGAAUUUCUCAUUGUUCGAGUGACUAGAGGGCAUUUUGGAAGGAACAUUAUCUUUUCCAGGACACCGUAGUACUCUUUAGAGAACUGUAGCAAUAAUUUACUGAAAUGGAAUUAUUUGUUCUGGAAGAGUUAAUAUACCACCUAAAGUGUCUUAAUGCAGUCCUAGGAAGUAAUUUAAUCCUAAGAAGAAUCUAACAGAGCAUCGUCUGACCUCCCAACCUCACUGUGAAACAGAUGUUUCCAAGAAUUCCAUUUCCUGAAUACUAAGAUACAUCCUAAGAUAUGAGAUCAUGACUUGCAGGUCACCCCCAAUCCCAACCUUUUUUGGUAGCUUGUAUGCACCUCUCCCUAGUUUUUCCAGUUUGCACUCAUUGUUUUGUUCAUUUAUGAAGUACUAAUGCCAUUCAAAUUAGGAACUUAUCUGUUGUCAGCAGAUGACCAAUCAACUCCUAGAAGAGAAGAAAUUUGUGGGAAAUAUGUUAGCUUUGUGUAAUAUUUUAUUUAAUUGAAACAUAUAUGCCCUUAAAGUAAGAGGUUAUAAAGUUUGAAAAAACUACUCUUUUUCUGUAUGUAAACUGGAAUGUGGAUUUAUUUCCUUCCAUCAGAAUUUAAAUUUGAAUUGGAAAGUGCCAUGUGAGCUCCACUCUCUUUGAUGUUAAUAAACUUCAAAGAGGUACUCACCUAAAUUACAGAGAGAUCAGCUAAAAGAUUUUUUACCGUUUAUGGUUAAAGGUAAUCAUACCUUAGAGAUUUGAUUCUUUAGACCAGCCUUAAUUCUUUUUAAUGAAAGUCAUGUUUAGAUGUCUUCCCAGGAAUUCUUGCAGUUACUAUGAACCUCUUUGAAGGCUGUGCAUGAGUAUUCUAUGAAAGAACUAUUCUCCUCUGUUGUUGUAUCAUGUAAGUGGCCCUUUCCUAUUUGAUUCCCAUUUAUUUCCACAGAAUUUAGGUUUUUACCUUGUGAGGUGAGAAGAAUAAUGAUGACAAAUGUUUUAUGAUGCUAUUAUAGUUAUUCUUGAAUGUUAAAUUCAAGACAGUAAAAGCUUUGUCCAUUUUGUAAUUAUCUAUCACAUUUCCCCGUAAUAAGCUAAUCCUUCUAGGCUUGUGGUUAGAGCUAAGGAUUAACUAUUGCCAUUCAGAAUUACAUGUAUUUUUAUAAGUUGACUGUAAAUAUCAUAAUUACAGUCACAUAUUUUUAUGACCAAAUAGUUAUGAAUGCACGGCACUAUGCAUGCUUUGUUAUUAAUAGUACAUAGGUUAUUAAAGACACUAUUUUCAGGGUUAUUGCAACUUUUAUUAAAAUUUCUUACAUCACCUAUUCAUAAAUGCCUCAUGGCUUUUGGUCUUAAGGGCCUAAAGUCCACAGAAAGUUCCAUCCCCAGGUAAGCAAUUUAAGAAUUGCCUUCCCUGGGUAUCAGUAACAACCACCUCUUCUAGAAUGGACUUCGGAAAAUCUCAGAAGUGAAAUCUGGCUUCCAGGCAAAGGGCCUAGUAUAUUCUGUAUUGGUUAGUAAAUAAACAUAAUUUUAUGUCUUGUGUUUGCUAAUCUUAUGGUGAAGCAGAAAAUACAAUGCCAUGAGACUGACAUUUAGAUAUUGUCUCUUAGAGAUUGGAGAAGUCAAUGAUUUGCUCGGCAUCCUACUACAGGGAUCUUUCUGUUCAGUCUGGUUUGUUGGUGUCUGCGAAGGAUAUUGGCAAUCUUUGCAAAAGUGAAUCUGAAAACUGUUACUUAUUCCAAAAGAGCCUCAGAAGCACUUUUCUUCCCUUUACAAACAAAAAACAAACAAAAAAAGUUUUAGCUUUUUCUCAAUUACCAAAAUUUUGUGACAAUUUUAUGACAUUGACCCAAAACAUAUUUAUGGCUGAAUUGGUAUGCCCUUGCUAUUUCCCCAUCUUCAAUCUCAAUAUGAAAUUGAACAUCAUCACUGUGGUGCGGACCUUUAUGCUAAUAUUUUAAAUCAGUGAGCUGCAGAUAUAUAGGAUAGGGAAAAAUCAAGUUUUUUACUACUUUGUCUACAAAAUAACUACAAUGAUAUUGACCCAAAUGAAAGCAGCAAAAUCAUAAGUGAAAGCAACAAAGCCACACUGCAUGAGAUCCAGCAGGGGAGGGACUGUGUAUGGGUAUAGCAGCAGUAAAUUACCUUGAUUUAUCAACUAAAGGACCAAGAUUAAUCCACCAUCACGUUUAACUUAGGAGCACAAGAGGUGGUGUUCUGUGUUUGAAGUGUUGUGGAGUUAGAUCAGGCAACAUUUGAAAUGACACUGGAAGGAUAUUGAGAGAUGAGCCCACAUCUCAGAAAUCAAGAUGUCUGUAAGUAGGUGUGAUAGAACAAGUGGAAUAAUACCACAUAUUCUGUGAUUUAGAAUACAGCAGAGAGAAUCACGUGGUGUUGCAAAACUAUAGAUUCUCAACUGCUAGCAAACUUGAUCAUAGGCAAAUACAUUGCACUUGAAGACUGGGUUCUCAUUUGUUAGAUUCAUAACCUAAUCUUUGCAGUGGGAGGUGCUCCUGAAUUUCCAAGCACAAAGGAAGAGCCGUAGACCCUUUUGUUAGUGAAAGUGAAAAGCUAGGGAGACUCUUUGUAAAGAAGCUUAAAGUAAGCACCGACAUAAGCAUCAUUCAUUCCCAGAGUGGCUCUCAUUGACUAUAUUUUGUGAGUCUUUGAGUCAUAAUGAACACUUUUUCUAAUCAGUUUUUUUCAUACUUAAUGAGGACUCUCUAUUGCUGAUAGAGAAGCCACUUGCUUUUCUUAUAAAACGGAAAACAACUCAAAAGAGCAAUAUAUAGGGUUAAGAAUAUAUUUAUAGUAUAACUUCCUAGUCUACAAAUCACAUUUUAUGUCUUCUGCAUCUCUAAAGAUGUAAAAAUUAAAUGGGAGUGUACCUUAAACUGAAAACCUCUAUAAGGUAGAUAUUUUUAAUAUAAUAAAGUAUUUAUAAAGGAAACUAUCACUGAUUUUGCACUAUCUUAAAUUAUAGAAAGCCAGCUUCUACUAUUUUUCCCCAGUUGAAAAUUUCCCUUAAGAAAGGUCUCACAGGUCAUGGUAAUUAUAAAAUCUUAAAAAUCAGAAAGAAACUUUAGGAACAGAGUAGGAAUCACCACUGAUGGUGUGUGAUUCCUGCUGUGUAUGAUUUCAUUGCACUUAUCUGAGCUGAGGUUUUUAGAAGCCAUUUGUAGCUGAGCUCUGGUUUCCCAACAGCUAAUGGCAUGGUCUAAUAGAGGAGCAUUACGGUUUUCUUUCCCUCUGUUGCCACAGUUUGUAGAGUAAGCACAUUGCCCACAAGGCUCUGUCAAACCAGAGGGGGAAAAAAAUUCUAAUGCUUUGGAAGACUGCAUUGAAGAAUUUCCUAGGAAUAACUAGGAAACACUCUCAUGGACGAAAGAUUACUGGUGUUUAAUAAAAAUGUAUAACUUUUCAGUGCUAUAUAAAUUUAACUUAUAUUCUCAGUAGCGGCAGUCUACAGUAUGUUAUGGGGAGCAUUUAAAUUAUCUAAUGUAAUAUGGUUACUAGAAUCUCUCCCUGGACACGGAAACACCUUCUAUCAUUUUAUCUGAUGAAUUCACUGGUUGUUGGUAGCAACACUGAUAGAGCUGGGGAAAAAAAAAAAAGAAUAAGCCGUCAUAUUCUUGCAUCUCCUGGUACAGUCUGUAGCAUCUAUUUUCAAGUAGAAUAAGGGAAUUCUGGCAUCUUUUCUUCACAAACAUAAAUGUGCUACAAACUGAUAAACUAGACCUUAAACUAGUCAAUGCAAAUAUCCCAAAGUUUUAGUAGUUUAAGCAACAACUUUAUUAUACUUUCCUGUUAAUUAUGCAUAUUUUUCAGCAGUAGACUUUUUUGCUCUGAACUAGGAAAUCUGUCACAGAUUGAAAAGGGCAGAGAUCUCUCCAAGCUACCUCAUAAGGGUAUUUAAAGACAAAAUGGCAUGCAAUCUUUGAUUAAAUGGCAAUAUAUUAAAGCCACAAAGCAAUAUUAUUUAUCACCUUUCCUUGAUGCUCAUUCACUUUAUCAAAUUAGACAAGGCAAAAUGUAAAAUGAGCACUCCUAUAUGCAGUCCCACUUAUACAUUCUGGUUAACAUAAUAUUCAUUAAUAUGAAAUCUUUCAAGGCAGUUGUUAGUUGUCUCCCUACAGAUAUCCCAGAGCUCAAAAAUUGACUCAGAAAGAGAGUAAUCUGACUUUGAUUAGAGGCAGCAGUCUACCCAGUAAGAUGCACAAAUAAUCUGUGAAUAACUUCAGAAAAAUUCCAAGUGCAUUUCACUUAUCACUUUUCUUGGAGGAAAAAAUCUGUUCGGGUGUUUGUUUGUUUAUUCUAGGCAAAUAGAAAGAGACAAAGUUACCAUUAUUUGGCAUUUUACUUAAGUUUUCUUUUCCUCUGGAAGGCAUUGCUAUUAUUUUCUGCUAAAUCGGGGUUUUUAAAACACAAGUCACUUACGGAAACAUUAGCAUCAGUGAAAAGAAAACUCCUAGGGAGAAACAGUCUUCACCCAUGCAUAGACAAAUUGUAGAAAUGAGAGUAAAAGUUGAGCAUUUUUAUUUUCUUUCCUAAAACAAAACCCACUUGUUCUUAAUCCUAGCUAGACAAAAUACCAGUUUCUACAGCAAAGAAGGGUGACUAAAUGUAUGAAAUUAUGAAACUUUGAUGUAUUAACACUACAAACCUCAUGGCAAACCAUCAAUUCCAGAUGUCUUUACCCAUAACAAUAUUCCUUCUAAAAUACUCUAUUACAUAUAGGUUCAUCCCAUUCAUGAAAACAGCCUCAUUUAUCACUCCCAAAAUAGUACAAACAAAGCCAUUUUAGGUUUCUGCUCUGUAGUUCUGUACCUUGGGCUCUACAACUAAAGCUACCUUACUGAGGAAAGCUUAAAAACGAAUUGUGAACAAAAAUGUCAAAUCAAAAAAACAUUACCCAAGUUGUAUUUCCAUCCAAAAAUAUCUCCUGUGAAAUAGAAGACUGCUGUGUAGCCAUUUUAGAUCUCACAAAGAAGAAAAUAUUCUAAAAGUACCUAUUUUUGAUCUUACUAAGAACCCAAACCAAAAGUCCUUCCAAAGUUUCCAAAGUUUCCAAUUCACCUGAAUUUGGUCCAUUAUCAAAAUUUACCUCUAUGUUGAUCAGUGAAAAAACAUUUUGCAAAACAGGUUUUUCUUAACUAUAAUAGAAACAAAUAAAGAACAAAUUAUUUCCCAUAGAUUUGCAUGUGUAAACACACAUUUAAUAAUUAAAUGAAUCUCAUACCUCAGUCAAGGGAAAUUAUGUUCCAAAUAUUUCCUUGUUCGGUUCAUCAUUAUUUUCAUGUUUUGGACACACUGAAAUACAAUAAUUUUAGUUAAAUUGCUCAUAAUUUAUCUGCAUGACAAAUCUAUUAUCUAAAGCUUACAGGUACAAAUCUUAAGAAAAAUAACAAUUAAAUCUUAGCUACUUGGAAAAAAAAGUCAUCAAAAUCAUAUUUACUACAGUGCCACUAGGCAAAGUUAAACAGCAUUUCUGGCUAUCUCAACUUUUUAUUUUAACAACAAAAGAAAUCUAGUUCCAUUAGUCAUAAUAAUAGAAAUAAUUUAUAUAUUAAAGUAGUGAUAAAUUAUACAGGUGUAUAUUCUAUAGUUCUUAGGGUCAAAUAUGAGGUCUUUUAAAAUCACAAUCACAAAUGCUGUAAAAGCUAGGUUAUUCUUAAAUUCGCCAGAUUUUUCUUCAUUCUUUAUUGUUAGUAUUAAAUGCCCCACAGAAUAUUAUAAUAUGCAACUUAUUCCUCUAACCUCAGUGAGAACUUCGAGCAUGCUACCUUUUAAUUCUAGGCUAAGAAUUAAACUUCCUAAACAAAACAUCUUAUAACAUCACAAUGUAAAAUAACAUAAUCUAUGUUUUUUUAGUAUUUUAUUGAAUCACAAGUUCUAAAACUUAUAAUGUAAUUUUUUAUCCUUUAAACAUUCAAGAAUACAUACAUUAAAAUAAUACUGUGAUGAUAUAUAUCAAUUAUCUCUCCGUGGUUAAGAUAAAGCAUUCUGAAGCAAAUACAAAAUGUCUUGGCAUUCCUGAGAGAUAUUUUUAUGAAUCCCUAAGUUCACAAAUGUCUCUAAAACACAUAAAUUACUAAAGCAUUACUAAAAGAUUCAGAUAGCACUUUAACACCCCUUAAUAAUUAUGUUACCUUCAAAUCUACAGCAAUUUAUAAUCGGGUCAAAUAAAUUCUACCUAAAAUUUAUCACUGCAUUACAUUGCAUUAUUGUAGUAAUAUUAACUAUAAAAAUACUUGAACCAACAUUUUUCUCACCAUAUGAGAGCUGCAGAAGAUGGAGACAAUGAGUGAGCCAGCGGCUCCUCAGUAGUACCCAGAGAUUAAUCACAAAGCACAUCCCUUUGGCUGCACGCUAUACAGUUUCAAGCUGGGGCAUAAUUGUUCAGGGGCUAUCAGCACCACUUCUAAGUCACUAAAACCAAUCAUGUUAAAUAUUUCAAUAUCCAAGUCCACUGUAUUUUGAUGAAUAAUGUGGUGGCAUUAUACAUAACGCAUAGAUAACCAACAUUCAAAAUAUGUAAGGUCACUUGAUGCCAAAAUUAUACUUAAACAAUUUAAUAUUCCACAAGCCACUUCAAAAGCUUUAUCAUUGCAAAGCUCUCCUCAUUAUUGACGUAUGAUGAGGAGACCAAAGAAGUCUUAGUAAUAUUUCAUUUUAUAUAGUUUGCCGUAUGUUUUCUUAAAAACAAGGAUGCCUUUAUGUCUUUCCUGGAAAUGUUUGGACUUAUUCAAUAGCCAUUUUCCUGUCCAAAUUUAGUAUUUUAAUUAUUAAUUUUAUUCUGCUUUUUUCCUUUAAAUAUGUUCAACUUUUAUCAUUUCUAAAAUAACUUUUCUUUAGAGUAAUUAAGCAUGUUUUCUCCUUUACAUAAAAAUAAGCAUGGCUAGAAAGGAAUGAAAUAAGAACUCAGAAAAAUUAAGCUGGACAUUUGGAACCUAUUUGCAAAUACUAAAUAAAGUUUGCAAAAGUACUAUUUAUUGUCAUUUAUAUGUGCUUCAAGUUGAAAUUCUCCACUGAUUUUAUUUUAAAAAUGGCAACUGACAUGCCAAACUAUGAAGCACACAAUGUCUGCUUUGCAGACGUUCAGUAAUUAUCCAUUCAGUGAAGAAAAAUAUAAAAGACUUCUCCAGCUUAUCAGUUGCCUGCUCAUGACCUAAUGAAAAGGAGGUUAUUUAAUAAUUUCAAUCUUUGAGAGCCCAUAUUCAGAAGCUUUUGUUGUUGUUUUGUUUCAUUUUCUUGAAUUUUCCUAUAUAGCCAGUUACACAAUAAUAAGGCCCCAUAUAAAGGAAGAAUUUCAAGUUUGUUGGUAAUAACUGUCCUUUCCUAUAAGUUGAAAUGCUACAACCUAGAGCUAUACACAUCUUGAUAGUAAAAUAAGGGAGAAUGUGAUCCAACAUAAAGAAAAAUUAAGGACAAGGGUGUUUUUUUAAAAAAAAAGGUAAAGUGAGAAAAAAUUUUAAAACGGAUCUAAAACUGUUGAAGAAGGGACUAAACAACUGAACUGAAACCUUUUUUUUAUUUAGUUUCUGUUCAUUAGCUUAGUUAGGCUUUAAAAACAAAGGAACACAUUGGAAAGUUUCAGAAAAACCCUGACAUAUCUAAGUCUCCAAAAAGUUUGUUACUCUUUAAAAAGAUAGAACUAGAAAUUCAGUCCCAUUUUAGGAUCAAGAUUUGAUGUAGAUGGGUUUCUGAAGUACCCCUAGAUGGCUUGUGAUUGUACCUAUUUACUUACCUCAUAUUUAGGAGCACCUAUAUUGGUCUCUGUGCUAGGCUCAGAAGAAAAUACCACUAAACUAUUCAUAGUUCCUGACUUUGAGGUAUGCAUGAUCUGUUGAGGAAAUUUGCAGCUGGAGUAUUCAAGGAAAGUAAGGAAGGAAUUAUGAACUGAUCCACAUUGAAGUGUGGGUAAGAUUCUAAUAGAUAGAGAUGGAGGAUGGGCUCAACAGUCAGGGAGAAAAAGUGAAAUAUACAAGGGCAGGAAAGCAGGUUGUCCAGGAUGAAGGCUAUAACAGAUGAGAUGAUAGCAACCCAGAAGAGACUUGUUACAGAUGGGAAUAAAAAGGAAGCGCCCAUUGUGAGUGGUAUUAUAAAGCAUUGCCAGGAUAUGGGGAGUUACUUGGAUUUUGGAGAGGGAUCAUAAAGAAAAAGCUCUUUUUAUGAUGUAUCCUUGGGCUUAAAUGCAGUGAAUGGUUUACAAAAUGUAAAUACACAGUCUCUAUUUUUGAAUUUUAACUGUUAAAAUCAAGGAUCCCAAAACUGAGCAAUAUCACAUAAAUUUAUAAUCUCUCUUGCUUUGAAAUGUAGUGGUUGCAAGAGCCAGUUUAGAGCAUGAGUUUGAUUCUCCUGAUGAUGGAACACCGUCCACGUUCUGGCACAAAAGCCCUCAAAGUGUGAGAGUAAGAGACUGACAUGGAUUGCUGGGAACCCAAACUCUCCAGAACAAACAGCUCAAACUAAUACACUCCAAUUAACUAUCUCUGUUAAUAUUAUUUUAAUUAACAAUUCAAAUAAUACCUGCCUAAUAGAAUAGGUAUUAUUGUCCCUGAUUUAUAGAUUGUUCCCAGAAAGAAAACAUUGUAAACAAGUACUAUGUCCCUAUGGUAAAAUAUAUCAUCUUUUCAUCAUAAAUCAGUAUGAAAGGUGCAUGUACAGAGAAGUCCAAAUGUAAAUUAUAUGUGAUGAAAAAUAACUGCAUAGAUUUUCUCCCCAUCUAUCCUUUUCUAAAUGUAAAUUUUAAGACAAUGAGUUUGUUAAAAUGCUUAAAACUAUUUUUUAAAUUCACUUCCUUAUGAUUCACUGAUGCUUUCUUUGAAGAUCACAUAAGGUACAUAUGCACUUAGUUUUUAAGCAUAAACCUAACUGAUUUAUACAUUACCCUUGUCCUUUUUAAUAGUUAAAGUUUUAAUUAUAAUAGUGGUGCUCCCCAAAACCAGCAAUCAUAUUACAAGAUGUUUGGAGGAAUAUAUUUUAAACUUUAAACCUGAAAAAAGCAUUUCCUAAUUAUGCUUUUUAGAGUUAUAGAUAAGGUUGGAGUUGGCCUGGGGAGGCCCCAUUUUCCAACUGGUUCACGAGGAGGACAUCUGUUCACAGAAGUAGAAUGGAGAUAAAUCCAACAACCAAGUGGCCAUACGAGACCAUGGUCAACAAACACACUCUAAGAGACAUUUUGGAUAACCCUAGGAGUAACAAAGCUAGUGGUUCUCAAAAUUUGCUGUACUUUGGAAUGACCUAGAGAGAUGUUUAAAGUCUCAAUGCCCAGACUUCAUGCCAGACUACUUAAAUCAAUAUAUCCUAUAGCGAGACCCAACCUCAGUACUUCUGGGAGUUCCCAUAGUGAUUUCAAUGUGUGGCUCAAUUUGAAAAACAGUGGCUUAGACAACCAAGUCAACACAUUUAAUCCAAUAAAUACUGAUAGAGCCUUUUAUUAAGUGAAGUUUUAAAAAGUCACAAGACAAAAGCGUCUGUGACAUCUAUAACUAGAAUAUAAGCCAGAACUUGUACAGAGUCCAAAAGGAGAUAUCCAGAGGGUAGAGAGAUGAUUUCUAGUAGAGCCAAACCUGGUAUGAGUGUGUUGCAUUAAGAUAGCACUUAAGAUGAGGUAAGAUUAUUGGCCUGAGCACCCCAUGUGACGGGACCAGACUGAGCAAAGCCAUAACAUGCAACAAAAGCACAGAAUAUGUUCCUGGGUCAACGAACUCAAUUUAGCUUGAGGGUACAUUUCCAGUACAGGAGUUGAAUUUGUACAAACCAGAAAGUUUCAUAUAAGGACCUGCAAACAUCAUGCUGCAGAAUUUAUAUUUGAUUUGAUGGACUCAGAUUACUUUUUAUUAUUAUUAUUAUUAGAUUCAAAAUUUAGAAGUAUUAAUCUGCAAUGUUCUAAGUGUAGGUUAGACUGGAGAUGAGAGACCUGAACCAAAGAAUUAAGUUAGGAGGCUGUUGUGGUCAUCAGCAAUGAAGGUAAUAUUGGCCUGAAAUAGAGUUGUGGCACUGAAUAUAAAAAGGAAGAAAUAAAUACAAUUCACAAAACUUAUAUCUGUAAGAUGGCCUGAACACCCAAGAACUUUGAGUGUCUAAAACACAACAAUAUUCACAUUAGUGAAUUUAAUGUGGUAUAACAGUAACUAGUUAUUAGCUCUGUGUGAUCUAUUUACUACAAUACUCUAAUGUAUAGUUUAAUCUUCACAUUCCUGUGGUUUUGACAUGCAGCGUGGCCCAUUUUUAUAACAUUUGUAAAGCUUUACCACAAAUUUUCAGGAAAUUGCUUUAUCUUUACAGAACAGUUGAUUUGGUUUUCUGCAUAUCUAACUUGGGGAAAAAUGGUUUAUAUUGCAUUAAUUAAAUUCAGUAAAUAAAAGAUGAGUCAAAGAGGAAGAAACGAAUAUCUUAGGAACAUAAAUAGGCAGUCUAAUCUUUUAUACUUUUUUCCAUGUAAAAUUACUGGAUACUCAGGUAUAUAUAACUCUUAUCUACAUGCACGUAUUAUAGCUAGAGACACUACAAUAGUAUCUAGAUUAAUCUACAUAUAUAAACAUCAAUUUAAUUAGCAAAUAAUUCUUGAGAUUUAUUUGCAUUUCAGGGAAUUUAGCAGUUCAGGUGAUUUAUGCUUAGAAACAAGAUCACUGUUCCUCCCACAAUCAGAGAUCUGCUCUGCAGUCAUCUUCUAUGAAAGUUAUGUAUAAGGCACAUGCUUUUAUUCUACCAUAAAGAUGUAGUAUUGCAAUGUUAUGUCAGCACUGGACAAAGAUGGAUAUAUAUGUAAAAUGUAAUUUUCACAACAUAUCCUUACACAUAGUUACACAUUCAUUGGAUGGCCUGUCUCUAAUUCAAAACUUUUCCUAUGGUAUAAUUGUCCUGUCAAAUAUUUCACACAUACAUGGUUUUAACAUUAGCAUUAAAAUGACCUGUGAAAAUAAUCCAUAUGAACUCUUUGUAUUCUUCUACAGUCAUAGAACUAAAAUACGUGAGGAUGAGGAAGCAGAUAACAACUUGAGAAAAUGUAAAAGAGUUGGAACUUGGAGCCACAGUGCCAUGCAAUGGGGCCACACAGCAGCUUGAUCAUCCACGUAGCUUUAUGCGAUGCCCUUUGGGUCAUGGCUUUCACCAGGUAGCUUACUCAAAAAAAAUGUAAUUAUCUAUUAACCCCUUUAUUCUCCAAAUCUUUCAUUCAAGAAGAAUUUUAAACAUCUUCUAUGUGCCAGACACAUAGAGAGUAAAUGCAAAGAGAAAUGAGAGGCAGCCACUACCCAUCAAGGAUUUUAGCAAAGCAAACUAGUAGGUGAAAUAGCCAUAUAUAUAUAUGUGUGUGUGUGUGUAUAUAUAUAUCUCAAAAAUAAUGGGCUCCAUUUAUAGAGCAGCGAUUCUCCCACUUAAGCAUGUAUCAAAAUCACCUGGAGGGCUUGUCAAAGCACAGCCUGCAUAUCCCCAUCUCCAGAGGUUCUGAUUCAAUAGAUCUGGAGUGAGGCCUGAAAAUUUACAUUUCUAACAAGUUUUCAGGUGAUGCUAAUGCUACUAGUCUGAGGAACCACACUUGGACUUUGAAAAUCUCUGAAAUCUAAGUUUGUGAACAGCAACAGACAUUCUGAGAAUAGUUGGAUUAAAUCUGUCCAGGGAAGAAGGUGAGGACAAAGGUCAGCUUCUCACCACUAGGCCUGAAAGGCUGCAUAGUUGAAGAGUGCAAAGACAUUCCAGUUUGAAGAAAAGAAAUUACCUGAACUAAGGCCAUAUCUGACAAGUCUACCUGUUGGUAGAACUCAUCUAGAAGACUUUUUAAACUCUUGAAGGGAUGGCCUUAGUAAUCUCUAUUUGUAAUAAGUUGCUCUGGACAGUCUUUUCAUGAAGAAAAUUUAGGAACAUGGAACCAAGGCGUAGAGUAUAAAAGAAUGUGUCAUUUUCAGAGAAGUCCUGUUAUAGACUGGUUUAACUAGAACCACUGUAUACUAGAACUAGCACUCUAUACUAGAACUAGAUUCAUGUAGGACAUGAGUUAAGUUUGAAUUUCCAAUAAUCAGUGAAUGAAAUUUUUAGUACAAGUAUGUUUCAUGCAAUAUUUGGAAUCUACUAUACUAAAAAUACUUGUUUCUCUGAAAUUCAAAUUUAACUGGGCAUAUUGCAUUUUUACUUGCUAAAUCUCACAACCCUAAGAAUGUAGGGUAUGUGUCAGGUGGAGAAAAGAACCAGAAAUAAUGAGGCUGAAACACUAUUAUAUUAUUAGGCCAAAUAAUAGUAAAGUACUAUUUUUCAUGUGGGAUAUGCAAGUGUAGCAUGUAGCUAAUGAAGCUUAAAUUUCUGAGCCCAUUGCUUACAUAAGUCUUUUGGAGGCCCUAGGACAGUCCUUAGCAGUAUGUUCACAUCUUAUGUUUAUAUAAAAUUUUCAAAUGUAUGAUAUUUUUGCAUUCUUUUCCUUAAAAGGGGACUCCAAAAAUGUAUACACUUCAGGCUCAACAAAAUUUUGAUCUGCCCCUGCAUGUGGGACCACAUAAGUCUCAGAUACAACACAAAAAUCAUAUUGAUAAAUACCAACUCUUAAGUAAAAAGUUAAGUACAAUGAAUGCCCAGAGAAUUUGAAGAUCUUUUUGUUCCUAUAUUAUCACGAAAUGCUACUUGAAAUUAAAAUGGCUUCAACACUGGCAAAAUGAAGCCUAUUCUUUGAAUUACCCUCAAUGUGUGAAAUUAAUGUUCCAGUAGCAUAAAGACAGUAUUUGAUUUCCCAGAUAUAAUUGACCAUGGGUCAUUAUGUUCAUGGAGCAUCUUAAAGAACUAGUGUUCCAGGAAGCAAACAUUGAUAAUGUCAUGUUAGAGAAGCCUGUCUUUGUUACUGAAGAGCAGAUGAGUAUUACAAUUCCAAAGGAAACAGUAUUAAUGGGUCUGUGUGGAAAUCAGUUCUUAUUUUCUAAACAAUAUUGCUGAUUUCUAGCUAUUUGAGUAAUUUAUAACCUAAUAGAAGAAAAGAAUACUUAAGGAAAAAUGAUUCAUCAGCAUGAAUUUCAAUUAAAAUAACACAGAACUAAUUUUUCCCUUCUGUCCCAGUACAAUUUCAGGGAAUGAGAAGUAAGCAAAUGGAAACCAAGUUAAACUAGACCAUAAAUAGUAAAAUAUGAAGAAAAAAAUUGACAAAUGGCCAGGAAACCAAAUAAAUAAACAGGUUGAUAUUUUAUUUUUCAUUCUUUUGAAAAUGAUAUAGCAUUCUAGAAUAAUUGAAAAAUUUUGAUCUUGAAUAAAAGACUUCAGGAAGGUUAUUUCUUGGAGAACUUCAAUGAAGGGAAAAGGGGGAAAGCAGCCUACAAAAAAAAUUUAGUAUGUGUUGAAAAUGGUUGUAAGUAGAUCUUUGGUCCCAACAGCACAGCUACUAAACUAUGAUAUACGCCAGACCCAAGAUAUUAAAAAAAAAGCCAUAAUGCAACAAAAGUAAUGAUUGGCAAAACCGAUAAUUCAUUAAAAAUCCAUCAGGCCUCCUAAAGGCCAACUUGGUCAUACCUAUACAAUAAAGAAGUGCUGAAACUCCAAUCAGAGUUACACACAAUAUGUAAGUCAAAUAUCUCUUACCAAAUGUUCCAAUAGAUUUUCUUUUUGUAUUAAAUUCGAAUACUUAGAGUACUGGGUUAUGUUCAAUAAUAGGAAGUCACAGCUAAAAGUCGACAAAGAGAAUAACUGAUUGGAAGAACUUUUUCGAUAACAGGAAAUAUGGACAGUUACCUAGGAACUAGGAAAAUAAAAUGACCUGAUGAACUAGCCAUAUCAUUCAUUCAUUAAUCCAUCCAACAAACAUGGAUUAAGAACCUAUAAUGUGCCAAGUGAUGUACAAAGUCCUGUGUGAGGGACAAAGCAGUUCAAAUUGCUCAGCGGAAUACUUUAAUGUCUCAUAAAAAGAAGAAAGUAACUAUUUGCUUUCACUGAAACAUUUGUUAUGAGACAUUGGCAAAACUAGAGUUAUUAUUUAUUUGCCUGCUAUUAACCUAAUUAACCUGCUAUUAAUCUAAAAAUUGUUCAAGAUUCUUAGUUAACAUGUCUUCCAUAAUAAAUAGAAGUUGCUAUACUGAUUUUUUUGUUUGUUGGACAUAAAUGUCAAUGAGUACUAGAUGUGUUUUGGACAAAAUGGUAAGAUAGGAAGGCAAGGAUGCCUAAUGAUUGAUUAGUGUAUUAAACACAGCAGAUACAGCCUUGAGGGUAUACAUCUUUUUGUUUGAAAUUAAUACACUUAAACAAAUUAGUGAAUGUAAGUGUAAAUAGGUUCCCAAACUCAUAAUUUUACCCAAAAGAAAUAAAUACUAGUAAGUAAACAGUCAGGCAAGAAUUGAGACACAAAUAAAAUUUUUUUAAAAAAUAGUUUUAUGAAAGAACAUCAGCAAGGAGUGUUAAUGAGUCGUUUUCUACCCUGUUGCCACCUCUUCUAUUUAGCACAGCAAUGACUAAGACAUAUUUAGAAGGAUGGCCUAAAGAAAAAUCAGGACUAAGUAGUUUAGGUAAAAAGAAGAAUUCAUCUACAGAUGGAGAAAAACAAUCUUGCCCUUCUUCACGCCAAGUUCCAACAUGUUUGAAAUUUAGCACUGGAGGGAUUGGGAGAGCUCAAUAAUUAGACUGCGAUUGAAAUGUUCCACUAAAAUAAUGAUUAGAGAGGCAUCCAGGGGCACUUUCUAUCUUCUUCAUUCGACCUCAGCAUGGAGCACAUCAACUCUGUUUCUUAGUUGGACUAUACUACCUUAGAUACAGAACUGAUUUUUAAAAGUAUAUAAAAUUAUUUCAAGUCUAAAAAUCAUAAAGAGUUUAUCUCAGGAUAAAUAAUUUUUAUGAAAGUAUUUUAUCGCCAGUUCAUUUGUAACCUAAUUGCUUUGCUUAAGUAGAUAAAUCCCAAGCAAUGAGUGAAAUAAACUAGUAGACUAGUGGGUUUUUAACCCUCUACCUAUGUCUCUCAAAUGUUUAUAAUUUCUGCUCCACUAAUAGCCCUGACCCUGCUAGGUAACAAUACUCUAGGAAAUUGAAGAUAUGAGUUCAGAGAAAAAAAAUCAUAAAGGAAGAUAGACAUUGUGAAGAAUGGGCAGUAGUGCUAAUGUAAAGAAAGAAAGAAGGCUGCAUGGAUGAGGGAUUACAUUUUCUGUAGGACAGGAAGAAGAGAUCUACAGAUGUAUAGGUAUAAGCUCUAAGUUGGGAUAAGCAAUGAUGUAGAUUACUAAACAAAAUCAGAUCAUGUGUCUUAUCCACUGAGUUCUACCUUAAUGUUUUUGUUUUCAUGGCUAUAUUCUCAAAAUACCUGAAUUUGUUUUUAGAGUCAUAUAUUUCUUUGUCUUUUCUUAAUUGACAGUUUUAUAUAUUUCUUUCAUUUCUUUCUUGAUUACCUUGAGUUUAACAUCAUGUGCUAUAUGGGAUGAAGAAAAAGUAUGAUGUGUUUUCUACCUUUAAAUUGCUUGCAAUCUCUUUAAAGAUGCUGACAGAAGAAAUAGUCACUCACAAUAAAGCACAAGAAAUGAUUGCAUGAUUCAUACUUUAGAGUUAAGAGAAUCUGGGUAUAGGGAACUAUUGGCAUUAAAGGGGAAUACUUCAAGAAGGAAAUGCAGCUUCAAAUAGGCCUUGAAGAAGGCAUUUUAUCUGCCUAAACAAAAGAACCAUCUCUUCACAGACAUUAACUUGGGUGGGAGAUUCACGAAAGAGGGGAAGCCCCACCCAGUCUGUUCCCCUGUCUCCUGCUCUGACCACUUCUCCAGCCACUGCCCCCUUUGUUCUCUCUGCAUCAACCAUGCACCCCCUUUGGUCUUUUGUCAUUGCAGUUCCCACCACCCUGAAUGCUCUUCUUCCCCCAGUUAGCCACAGAUCUUCCUCCCUCACAUCUUUUUGGUUUCUUCUUAAAUAUUAAAUAAGUAUGCAUUAGAGAGGCCUUUCCUGACAAUCUCAUGAAAAUAUAGUAAAUCUCCUCCCUUCUUUCAUAUUUGUCAUGGGAUUUGUUUAUUGUCUGUCUGUCCCCAGUAAAUUGAAAGCUCUAAGGGGGCAGAGAUAUUUUUCUGCUCUGUAAACUGCUAUAAGCCCAGUACCCUGAAGGGUGCCAGGCACAUGUUAGGCAUUCAAUAAAUAUUUGACAAAGGAAGGAAGGAAAGGAGGGAGGGAGGGAAGAAAUUAGUUCAGGUAGACCUUGAAAGCUUCAAGUGUUUCAGUUGCAAAUAUAUUAGAUGUAUCUCAUUAUCUAGUAAGUCAUUUUAAGGUAAACUUACUGAUACAUUUGAAAGUUGUUUGCCCAUGAAUUCUUUGCUAGGUAAUAUUAACAUCUACCCCUGCACUCCCUUAAAUAUUUAUCAGUAGCUUAAACUUUAACAAAAGACAUGGUUUCCUUUGGCAGAGCAGGGACUGUGCUCGUAUCCUAGCUUGUCAAUGGAAAGAAAAAGAAAUACUGCUGAACAAGUGAAAGAUUAUCAUGGCAGCCACAUCCUUAAAUGGGAGCAAUUGGUAGCCUGCUGCUUCUCAGGCUUAAAGAAGUAAAAGAUACUGCCCCAAGCCAUUUUCAGCUGGAAUUGUAAGAGUAUGCACACAAAUACACAAAGUUACCCUGACAUAAGCGUGAAUAAAAUAUAUUAUCUGAUGCUCAGGAACAUUUCCUUCUUCCCUCAAAAUGAAUAAUUUAUUGGUUUUCUACCUGCUGUUUCCAAGCUCACAUUAAUGAUUCAUUGAUUAGUCUCAAAAACAGAUGCUUGUAAUUAAAUCAUAGGUUCUGUAAGAUCAUUAACUGGUUCUCUAAUGGCUGAAAGAAUUAAGGAGAAAUGGGGUAGUUUAAAUUCAUAGAUUCAAGAAGGAUUAUAGGAAGCAUAUUCUGUACAAAUGUGACAUUUGCUGUAUUGUUUUCCUUUCUGAUAGAAAUUUCUCACCUUCUAAAUUUUCAUUUGUAUGGAACUUGUUUUAGUUUUCUUAACAUCAGCAGGUUUAUUAUUUAUUCCACCCACAGAAAUUCUGACUCAGAUGGCUAGUGCAGUGUAGCCUUGUUACUUGUGUUCAGAUUUCUUAUUGCUCUUUGUUUUAUGCCUUAGUUUAUCCUUAUUAGAAUCUCUCCAAAAUAAUUGAUAAUUUAUGUUGGUCAAGUAGCAUUCCAUUAUCUGUGGUAAAAAAUGCUUUAUUAAUUAUACCACAUAGGUUUCAGCAUGUGCAAAGUCUUCUGAAAGUAUCAUAAAUGAUAGUUGUUUGGGAGAUGUGAUAACUUUUAUUUCCAUUAAUGUUUACAUUUCUGCCUCAUUCUCAGCUGAGAUUGUUACUUAUAUUUUUAUCCACUUGAAUCUUGAAGUUAAGGUAAGCUGAAUAUAUCUAAUUGUCUUUCAUACACAUUACUUUGUUCUACAGAAGAAAUUUAUUAAUGGAGUAAGGUGAAUAUGAUAAACUCAAAUCAGAUUUUCUUCUUAUGUCUGCCCCUGAAUCCAAAAUUGGGGGUGCCUGCUAUAAAAUCAAGUAUGUUUAUGAAAACCUUCCCUCUCCUAUAAUUGCUGGAGUAUUCAUUCAGAGCUCUCACUUGCUAUAUAAUUUCUAACCAAACACUUUCCAGGGAAUGUACAACAAGGAAGUACAUGGACAACACUCAAAUUCAAAUGUCCAUAGAUGGUGGAAUUUUACCACUCUUUAGCUUACAAGCUCAAUCAACUGAAACGUUUCAGAAAUGUUUGUGUUUGGGGUUUGGGUUUGAGAUGUGAAACAAAUGACAUCCUUAAACAUGUUAUUGUUAGUCUUCAAGGUACAUAUGUGUACCUUGAUAUAGAACUAUUUAUAGUUACAGUUUGCUAAAAAAUUAUUAUAAUGAAAUUAACUUUGGGAGGUAGAUGUUAAAGUACCAGCUUGUAAAAAGAAUGUUUAAUGCCAAUCAUUUGUAUGUUUAAUACCUGUGUGCUCAAUGUAGUGUCAUCUUUACUAGAUGAUUUACUUCACAAUGUUUUCAUUCCUGUUCCCCAAAUGAAAAUAAGUAGUCUAUUAACUAAUUUACAGCUCUUAGUUUUGGAUACUAUUGCAGAGACACAGGAGCACUUUUAACUCAAACACUAUGGUUUACCAUAGUUUUGCGGUGGUAUGAAAUUGAGUUAGCACUGCAAUGCAAUAUUGAAAAAAUCAGAAUGCAAUAAAGAAAUGUAGAUAUCACCUGUGACUACUUCAUGUACUACCCAGACUCCUCAUUUAUUGUUUGAACCCAAGGGUUAGUUUUUUAUCUUGCCAAAAGGACAUGAUCAGGAAGUCAGUGUGAUACCGUCUUGCUGCAGUGCAGAAGUUUUAAGAAGCAAGAUACUUUUUAAUGAUGUACUAUCACAGGAUAGAAGUUAUGCCCUACAUGAAACUACGUAUUCGCAGAAACUUUGUGUCGUCAAUGUGCAUCUGUUCUUACUAGUCUGGAGGGAAACAAAUAAGAUUUCCAGUUUUCUGCUGAUCCAACACCAUUUCCCAUAGGCAGCACAAUACACCAGCACACAGUUAGCAGCACUUUGGGACAAAACUGUUGAAAGGAAAGAAACAGUGAUUAUUCUGAAAACAUGUAAAGCAACACUGAUCAUAAGUAAUUUUUGUUAGGUGGGACAAUACUAUAUAAUAUGAUUUCUUGUGUCUAAAUUUUCUCUAAAAGAUUAUUUGGGCUGGGUCCAGAAGGCUCCAAUUUCCCUAAGCAACCUUGAUCAUCAAUGUUGUCAUGCUUCAGCUUUUGGCAGUUUUGAUUCAUUACCAAUUAUUAAUAUCAUUAUUUAAAUAUGAAUAUUGUCCCUUCCCAUUAUGAAAAGCUAUUACAAACAUAUAUGGAUUUAUAUAAAGGUUGAUGACUAUAUGCUUUUUUAUAUUAGAAAAUCAUGUGAAAACAAAAUUAAUCUGAUGAAUGCUGUUAAUUAUUUUAACUUUUUUAUUAGGUAUAAAAUGUUCAUAAAAUUAUUCUCUCUAUAACUUACCAAGAUUUAUUAGCUUGUGUAAUUUUUAUAAUCAGAGGAGUCUGGUUUUCUAAUUAAAGUUUUGUCAAAGAAAA